UAUAGAAGAGGUUCCCCCUGAGCAACAGCAGUGGGGCCCACUUGUGGACCAGGAAGACCCAGAGCCCCCCCCACAUUAAAGAGGAACCGUGGACCAAUCAGGAUGGACAGCAGCUUCAAGGACUUGAGGGGGCUGAUAUCCAGUUCACAUUGACUCCUGUCGCUGUAAAGAGUGAAGAAGAUGAAGAGAAACUUAAAUCGUCAAAGCUUCAUCUGAGUGAGAUAAAGGAGAACAGAGCGGACUGUGGGGGACCAGAACCAGCCAGGAACUCAGGUACUGAUGGACGCUUACAACCAGGUCUUGAGGACAAGACUGAAGACUCUUCUGAGACUGAAGACAGUGGUGAUGAUUGGAUGGAGACAUGGGAACCUCAGUCUGGUUUAAAUAGAAAAAUAAAUAACAAACAGCCUCUAAGUGAUAUGGGAUGUAAGACAGAAAAAAAAUCGUUUAGUUGCUCUGAGUGUGGUAAAAGAUUAAGAAGUAAGUACGAUUUAACAAGACAUAUGAGGAGUCAUACAGGAGAAAAACCUUUUAGUUGCUCAGAGUGUGGUAAAAAGUUUAGCCAAAGGACCAAUCUAAAUACACAUAUGAGGAGUCAUACCGGAGAGAAACCGUUUAGUUGCUCUGAGUGUGGUAAAAGAUUUAGGAGUAAGUCCGAUUUAACGAGACAUAUAACGAGUCAUAAAGGAGAGAAAAAGUUUAGUUGCUCUGAGUGUGGUAAAAGAUUGAGCAGUAAGUUCGAUUUAACGAGACACAUGAGGAGUCAUACAGGAGAGAAACCUUUUAGUUGCUCUGAGUGUGGUAAAAGAUUUAGCCAAAAGAGCCAUCUAAAUAAACAUAUGAGGAGUCAUACAGGAGAGAAACCGUUUAGUUGUUCUGAGUGUGGUAAAAUAUUUAGCCAUAGGAGUGAUCUAAAUAGGCAUAUGAGGAGUCAUACAGGAGAGAAACCGUUUAGUUGAUCUGAGUGUGGUGAAAGAUUUAAGAUCCAGUCCUAUUGUACGAGACGUGAGGAUUCAUAA
Messenger RNA from Pleuronectes platessa (European plaice), 1019 nucleotides. Its product is annotated as gastrula zinc finger protein XlCGF49.1-like. The record is from RefSeq and is a predicted model, not a curated record. The transcript has 2 exons. Lineage: Eukaryota; Metazoa; Chordata; Actinopteri; Pleuronectiformes; Pleuronectidae. Gene Ontology annotation, biological process: regulation of transcription by RNA polymerase II. Gene Ontology annotation, molecular function: RNA polymerase II cis-regulatory region sequence-specific DNA binding; DNA-binding transcription factor activity, RNA polymerase II-specific.